CUUACUACAUCAGCUCCGGAGCAGGUCACCACACCUCCAGUAUAUCAAAUCAACCUCCAGUGCCCCAGACUACUAAGCCCCCAGUACAACCCACCACCCAAGGCCCACCAAAGAUAAACCAUGACAGGAACUGCCUGACGAAGAAAAUGGAAGGGUACACCAGCAGUGGCAUCUAUACCCUGCAACCGUUCGACUGCUGCCCGGACAGGAAUGUGGACGCCCCCUGUGACAUGACCACGGACGGAGGGGGCUGGACGGUCAUCCAGAGACGCCAGGAAAACCCAUCUCACCAGGAGGACUUCUACAGGACGUGGGACGAGUACGUGGACGGCUUCGGCGACCUGACGGGUGAAUUCUGGCUCGGCCUCGACAACAUCCACGCCCUCACGAACCAGACCAACUACGAGAUCCGCAUCGACCUCGAGGACUGGGACGGCACCGCUAAAUGGGCCCAGUACAGCACGUUCCUCGUCAAAGAUCGAGCCAGUAACUACAAGCUGCAGUUGGGAAGCUACUCGGGCGACGCAGGGAAUUCCUUCGCCUACCACAACAUGAUGCCGUUCUCCGCCAAGGACGGCCCGGUCCUGAAUGAAUGUCCCAAAACGUCCCACGGCGGCUGGUGGUACAACAGCUGCCACUACGCCAACCUGAACGGCGUGUACAGAAACGCCUUCAACUUGGACGGCGACAGCAUCGCGUGGUUCAGCUUCCGGGGACCGAAUUAUUCCCUCAAGUUCUCCGAGAUGAAGAUUCGACCGACGCCAUGACAGGGCAGAUGAGGUCACGGGGCGCGGGUGGGUCCGUCCGCUGCCUCUCGUGAUCUGUCUGCGCGUGAAGGAUGGGGGAAAUGGCUAGGAUGGGGGUUGUUCUGAAUGGUGGAUUGUUGGUUGCUCUUCUUUCUCUCUCUCUCUCUUUUCUCUCUGUUUCUCUGUCUCUCUCUCUCUCUCUCUCUCUCUCUCUCUCUCUCUCUCUC
Molecule: messenger RNA, 973 nt
Organism: Penaeus vannamei (Pacific white shrimp)
Lineage: Eukaryota; Metazoa; Arthropoda; Malacostraca; Decapoda; Penaeidae
Source: RefSeq, a predicted model, not a curated record